Messenger RNA from Callithrix jacchus (white-tufted-ear marmoset), 421 nucleotides. RefSeq names its product zinc finger protein 98. Lineage: Eukaryota; Metazoa; Chordata; Mammalia; Primates; Cebidae. Gene Ontology annotation, cellular component: nucleus. The record is from RefSeq and is a predicted model, not a curated record. Gene Ontology annotation, biological process: regulation of transcription by RNA polymerase II. Gene Ontology annotation, molecular function: DNA-binding transcription factor activity, RNA polymerase II-specific; RNA polymerase II transcription regulatory region sequence-specific DNA binding.
AGCUGGGGCGGAAAAGGUGGAUUCUGAGGUGUGUCGGUGGCUUUGUGUCUUGCUGCAGCUGGAGUUUUGGGUCUCGUCUUUGCUGCCCUGUGUCCUCUGCUACUAUAGGUCCAGCCUCUGUGGCCUUGUGAUGUGCUGGUACUGGAGAUCCACAGCGGAGAUGCCAGGACCCCCUGGAAGCCUAAAAAUGGGAGUGUUGACAUUUAGGGAUGUGGCCAUAGAAUUCUCUCGGAAGGAGUGGCAAUGCCUGGACACUGCACAGAGGAAUUUAUAUAGACAUGUGAUGUUAGAGAAUUACGGAAACCUGGUCUUCCUGGGUAUUGCUGCCUCUAAGCCAGACCUGAUCACCUGUCUGGAGCAAGGACAAGAACCUUGGAAUGUGAAGAGACAUGAGUUUGAAGCCAAACUCCCAGGUAGGUGA